AGCACGCGCGGCUUGUCCUUUCUGCCGUCGGUGUCCUACCAGCAUCUGUUCCUCCUUUGGUAUUAAAAAUAGAGCUGCUGCUGAUAACAGACUUAUGUUUGGGCUCCAUCACUCGCCACCGGGAAUCGCUUGUGCGCUAUACUUUCAUUCUGAUCGGCGGACCGUGGGAAGCGCAAAUGCGCAUCGUGCUGCGCAUCUUUGAAUCUUUGGAAACCUCACUGUGGACAAUCUCCCUGACAUCCAAAGACCUCUCAUCCGCAAUCCGACGAGAGGCUUCUGCGCCGCCUAUGGCCGCAAAUCGGCUUCCCUGAGCCGCUGACAUCGUCGCGGACCUUUGCGCGUUGCCCUCGAAAAAAGGUCUUUUGAAUAAGGGAGAUAUUGCCACGGGAUUUUAUUCCGACUGUUAUUAUUGCGAUCCUGCAUCCAGCCAGCUUUUUAAAGCCCCCCGGUGCUAUGCUGGGCCCAUCUCUGUAGAUAUCGAGCAGCAGCCUACAGGAGCUCUCCUCCCACAUUCGUCCUCCUGCUGAGCCUCACGAUGCGUCCUAGCGCAGGGAUGCUGGCCGUGGUCCUGCUGGGGAACCUGAUGCUGCCGUUCACCUCGGCUCAAAACGCUGGGUUUGUGAAGUCGCCACUGUCUGAGACUAAGCUUACGGGGGACACCUUUGAGCUGUACUGCGAGGUGGUUGGUAACCCCACUCCAGAGAUCCAGUGGUGGUAUGCUGAGGUCAACCGAGCUGACUCCUUCAAGCAGCUGUGGGACGGAGCCCGCAAGCGUAGGGUAUCCAUCACCGCGGCCUUCGGUUCCAAUGGGGUCAGUGUGCUCGGCAUCACGCGCCUCACACUGGAGGACUCUGGGACCUAUGAGUGCCGGGCAAGCAACGACCCCAGGCGUAAUGACCGCCGACAAAACCCCGCCAUCACCUGGAUCCGCGCCCAGGCCACCAUUUCGGUGCUACAGAAACCAAAGAUCAAUGCCUCUGAUGAGACCAUCCUGUCACCGGACACCACUGGUAAAGCAGUAGUCCUGCGAUGUAACCUCACCACAGCCCACACACAACACAAGGAAAGCUUCUGGAUGAAGAACGGACGUGAGCUCCUUAACACGCGAUCAGACGAGGACACGAUCACAGUGUACAGAAUCACUAAACCCCGGGCAGAUGAUUCCGGGGAGUACAUGUGUGUUUACACAUUUGACAUGGCACCAAAUGCAAAUGCAACAAUUGAAGUAAAAGCAAAGCCUGACGUGACUGGACACAAGCGAAGUGAAAAUAAAAAUGAGGGGGAGAAUGCCAUGCUUUACUGCAAGUCUGUGGGUUACCCGCAUCCUACUUGGACAUGGCGAAAAGUGGACGGAAAAUCCUACAAGGACAUUGACAACUCCACUGGACGCUUCUUCAUCACUAACAGAGAUAAUUACACAGAGCUCAACAUAAUCGACCUGGAUAUCAACACGGAUCCUGGACUAUAUGAAUGCAACGCUACCAACAUGAUCGGAAACACCACUGAGAGCACUAUACUACGAGUGCGCAGCCAUCUUGCACCGCUUUGGCCUUUCCUCGGAGUGCUUGCAGAAAUAAUCAUUCUUGUGGUCAUCAUCGUCGUAUACGAGAAGCGCAAGAGGCCAGACGACAUUUAUGACGAUGAUGAGCCAGCUGGACCGAUGAAGACAAAUUCAACAAACAACCACAAGGACAAAAACAUUCGCCAGCGGAACACAAAAUAAGCAAUUUACCCGAAUGAGAUGGCUAAACUGCAUUUUUUUGACUCCAUGAAAGUAUCAGAGGUUGACAGAGCUACGGGCAGUUUUGGAAAAAAAAGCAUAUCUUAUCUCAAUUUAUGAGAAACAAUAUCAGCAUAACACUGGCAACAAAAAGAACAUAAUGGCUGUCUUAAGCAUGCCUUAUUCAGUCUUACGUGAAGAUUUCAGGAUGACGAAUAAUGACUUAUCCACCACAAAGGUGUUCACAUUUUUAAUGUGCUGUUGAUGUCUCUCCUUCAUUCAUUUUAAUCAUGUUCUCAGAUGAGGCAAUCCCUUUUGUACUACAUAUCAUGUAAAAUGCAUGCAAGAUAAUUACGCAAUAGGAUACUCAGAAUAGACAUUUUCUGUUGUUGACCCUCGUGAGGCUUAUUUUGCAUCCAAGAUUACCUAUGUUUUUUAUACAAUCAUCCUUAUCAAAUCAUACAUGUAUAUGUAUAUAUAUGUAUAUAUAUACAUACAUAUAUAUAUGUAUAUAUAUAUAUAUAAAUAUAUAUAUAUAUAUAAAUAUAAUAUAUAUAUAUACAUAUAUAUAUAUAGUUUUUAUUGUUGAAAAUUUGUACAGCAUAUCAUUGUCAUUUACCUAUUUGCUUUGUGACAAGAAGUCUACUUUUAACAGAACUUUUAUUGUGAAGCAAGGGCUUCAGUGACUGGCAGUAUUUAAAUUUAACUGAGAGUACUUAAAGAAAUGUGUGUUUAACUAUCUUAAAAAAGAAGAAGAAGAAUAUGUGUAUUACUUAUAUUUUCUUUCCAGAGUAACUUAGGUGUCUUGUAUAUGUUGAAGUAUGAGUGUUCAAAUGAUAGAAAAAUCUGUAAAAAUAUUUUUUUUAUAUUUCCCAAUUUCAUUAAUUGAUUUUCAUUUUCUAUUUUUUUCUCUCUUUGACUGUAUAGCAUGGCUAUAAUCCUAUGCAAUAUGUAUUCUUAAAUAGAUAUAUGGAGGGCAGUUUGUUUUUAACUCAGUGAAGCUUUAAUAUUGUGGGAUCACUUGGAAGCUGGCAUAGCAACAUUCACAGCUGUAGCUGCAUGACUCCUGUUUAAAUACAAUGUAUCCAUGUGUGUUGCAGUGGAAAUGGACCUGAAUUAAGUUGGCGAUCAAAGGGACCAGAGUAUAUAGCCACGAUCAAACAUAUGAGUGAAAACAAUAUUUUUUUUCUGAAUAAAAAUGUGA
Molecule: messenger RNA, 2924 nt
Organism: Cololabis saira (Pacific saury)
Lineage: Eukaryota; Metazoa; Chordata; Actinopteri; Beloniformes; Belonidae
Gene: nptnb
Product: neuroplastin b
Exons: 9
Coding region: 536-1723 (395 amino acids)
Source: RefSeq, a predicted model, not a curated record